AUGCAAGCAGGGUUGAAUAGUCAAAUUCACACUCAAAUUACCUUAUUGAAAGAGUUAUUAUCAGGUAUUAAAUAUGAUAAUGAUUAUGGGAAUGUUGUGGAAUCUGAGAAAUCAAUCGUCAAGAUUAGAAAUAAGACAAGAUUAUUAUUAAACUUGGUGGGAUCUAAGAAACAAUUAUCUUUGAACUCUAUGGAUGAAUUAAAUGGUGUGAUUACUGGAUUGGAACAGGAUAAGUCUCAACAAACUAUUGGAAGUCUUACUAAUGACGAGGGAAUGUGGUAG
Hansenula ciferrii is the source of this 282-nucleotide messenger RNA. It is a transcript of the gene LTO1, whose product is annotated as ribosome biosynthesis protein LTO1. The record is from RefSeq and is a predicted model, not a curated record. Bases 1 to 282 code for a protein of 93 amino acids. The transcript has a single exon. NCBI's taxonomy places the organism in Eukaryota, Fungi, Ascomycota, Saccharomycetes, Phaffomycetales, Wickerhamomycetaceae.